Culex pipiens pallens (northern house mosquito) is the source of this 5994-nucleotide messenger RNA. RefSeq lists its product as uncharacterized. Bases 1 to 4632 code for a protein of 1543 amino acids. Gene Ontology annotation, molecular function: protein binding. The record is from RefSeq and is a predicted model, not a curated record. Lineage: Eukaryota; Metazoa; Arthropoda; Insecta; Diptera; Culicidae. The transcript is spliced from 2 exons.
AUGGUGGGUCCAGGAACUCUUUUCUUUUCUUCCACAGGAAUCUUUUUGCACAUCUGGAAAAAUCCACCCCAUUACGACACGUACAAAUUGCUGAUCGACAAGCGCCAGUUGCUGACAUACCUGGAAGCAGCCGCCAACGAGUUGAAGAAAAUAGUCGCUCUACCGUGCUACAAUUUGACGCCAUCACCAAGUCCUCCACCGUCCUUGUGCUCCCCGUCAUCCCCAACUCCAUCCUCGAAACGUUUCCGGUGGUCCCUGGAUCUGAACCGUGACCUCAUGUUCUGCUAUUACGUCGUUACCGGAGGAGGUCAGAACACCAUCGGCUACCGAAGUCGUCUCCAGGACCUCUGGUGUUCACGACAGACCUCGUACGGACACCUCACCGAACAGAACCUGCUGAGUCAACUGCGGCGGAUUCAACGGGAUCACCUGCUGCCGGAAGAUGUCCUGCGGAAGGUGCGCACCGAGGCUAACGAGUACGAGUUCGACUAUCACUGUUCCAGGUCACGGCCGCUGAAGAUCUCCGACAAGAAUCGAAAGGUUUUCCGCAAAAUGGCGAAAAACUACAGCCGCAUGAAGGAACUUCACUCGAUCAACCGAGCCCUCAGCUAUGUGAACUCGGUUGUAGACAUGAAGUUCUGUGCCAGUCGCGAAAUUGACGUGCUAGCCAUGAAGCGGGUCGUGCAAGUUCUAGGUGAAACCAUCCGAAGUAGUAGAGAUAUGCCCAACAUUGGGCGCCAUUUGACUAGCUUUCUCAGCAUUUUGAUUCCGAGGUACUUUCUAAGCGAUACCAAAGUACGUCACUAUCUGUCGCACUGCCGUAGAGAUUUCUCCUCCUUGCUGGAAACAAUGGACGAAGAGGUCGACUACGCCGAGCUGCAUCGUAAUCUUAAAAUUUUGAGAAAUCUUCUCUUGUACAUACAAAACUUGGGCUACAUAUUAGCGAUCAAAACCCUAAUGAACCGUCUGUAUGAUAGUAAAUGUUUAGAGGAAAUCAAAUCGUACUACGCUUACAUUUUCCGCAACAACUCGACGGAUCUUCUCAAAGAUUUAGAAUUUGCACCGUUCCUACUGCUGGAAAUUGACACGAUCAUAGACUCGAUCGCACAGCAUCUGCCCACCACCAAGCUAAGCGAUCGUUUCGAAAAGAUCAAACUCAGCAUCAGAAAGGAAAUUGACAGCUACAAAUCUCUUCACAAUCAUUUCACCAACGCAAUCCUACUGUUUGACUGUAUCGUAUCCAAAAUCAAAUCCAAUCACAAUCAUGAUAAAAUCAAACACCUCUUUCGAUCACAUCUGCGAGUUUUCCAACUCGACAGAAAAAUCAAUACCCUCUUCCUUAACCGACUCAAAUCCAACCUUCUUACAUUUCUGCACGAAGAUCUUCCGUCGAUCAACGACGAUCAGAUUGAAUCAAGAAUAAUCCUUCUCGUUACUCGCAUUCAGCAUGCCAUUGAUACACAUCAAACAAACCUCCCCAAACCCGCAACAGACAAUUCAAGAAUAUCCUUCUUUCCCUCAGUAGAUGACAUCACGGAUCUUAUCAAUCGACUCGAAAAACGUACAGGUCGAUCAUUAACCACACUAGCUCAAGAUCCACUGUUUCAAAAAGCGAAAGAUUACCCCGAAAAACGGUACGACCUCCUACGACAGUGUCUGCAAAAGCACAAAAUUGCCAUAGAUUCAAUCAUCCUACAAGAUCUCAAGCAGGAAGACCAAAAACUGAUCGAUGCAAAGAUAUCCCAAAUGCAAGCGCUAUUCAUGGACCAAAACAUGAAUCUGCGAGCAUUCGAUCGGACAGAGGAGAUCGCGUUCGAGAUGCUGAUGCUCGAAGCGACCUGGGCACUGUCCUCAAAGUUGCUAAACAACGCCGAAAGCAUAUCUGGUUACGUCCCCGUCCUAACCGGUCGUAACAUGAGAAACUAUCUGGCCCAUGGAGGACUAACGUACGAAGUGCUCAUCCCCAAUACCAGCUCGAAAACGAUUCUUCAAAACGCGCUCAGCGUUAUGAAACUCUCGAAGAACAUCAUCUCCGAGAUCUACGAGCGCCACAGCUGGAGCUUUGCAGAUCGCUUGGAGUGUCUUCAACGUCAGAGCGAUACGCUGGAGGGGUUUCGGAUACAAAGCUGCGUUGAAAUACUGGACACCAUAAAGGCGGAGCAAUACUUGAUCGGACAGGAUCAUCUGCACCGGGGAGUUGUGGAUCGGCUGGUUCAAACGCAGAGUUGCCUACUGUUGGGACACUUGCUCGACCUACGCAACGUUGACGAGCUGCUGAAGAUUCUCUCCCAUCUCAUGGAGGACGUUAAAGUCAUUCCCUGCAACGUCAAGUUCCACGAUCUGCUGACGAACCUGACCGCGAGAAUACGCUUUUGCUUCAACCUUGCCUUGCUCACCAACGAAGAGGACGUACUGCUGAAAAUUGCGUCCGACUUUGGUUACGACCAGAUCGAAGCGAUCCCGAUGAUCUUCACGUUCGACAAGCUUUUCACAAGCUUCCUGGAGAAUCACCCGGAUUACGACGUGAAUACCGAAUCGAACGCAGAAGUCCUACAUUACGCGGUACUGUCGGGGAAUGUCGAACUACUGAACCUGCUGCUGGAUCAAUGCGAAGAUCUGAACCAACAGGACGCCUACAGUCAAACACCGCUCGAUGUGGCAUGCAAGCUAAGUAACGUAGACAUGAUCAAAUCGCUUACCAAUGCCGGUGCGAAAUGGUACUCGAAAAAUGCCAGUCAGUACACGUGGUUGUUUUUGAACAAUGAUCACGAAGCGAUCAUAUUUUUAAAGAACAAUGACUUGCUUGACGAGAAAAUUGCAAAGAGUUGUAUCAAUCUGUUUCUGCAGUACUGUGAAGAUGAUAAGGAAGAAAUGGUGGAGUUUAUGCUAAAUUAUGUAGAAUACACAAGUCUUUACCCUUUAGCUGCGCGGCAUCGAAGGCUUCACGCACUGAAUUACAUGAUCGCCAAUGAUCCAAGGGUGAAGACCAACAUCAACCGGAAAGAUUCGUUUGGUCAGACCGCGCUGCAGAUAUCUUGUCACAGGGGGUACCGGGAGAUUGCCGUGCUUUUGCUGAAUCACAGCGGUAAUCCAAACCUACAGGACGUGGCAGGAAACACUUGCCUUCACUUAGCAAUCGAAAAUGGUGAUACCAAGAUUGUUCGUUUGCUUUUAAAGCAUCACGUGAAAGUUGAGACAAAAAAUCUGCUGGGAAAAACUUCGCUCGAUCUUGCCGUCGAGUUGGGAAAUCUUAGUAUAGUCCGAAUGCUUCUAAAACACAAACGAUCGCUGAAAGCUGUCCAGAUUCCGGAGUGUCUGCACUCCUUGGAGAUUAUGUAUCUGCUGAAAAAGGCAAAUUUACAGUACAAAUUAGAAGCUGAAGACUGUUUGACACCACUGCACAUUGCCAGCGAUGAAGGACGAAUACGAGUCCUGUUGAACUUCUUUGAAGUUGAUACGCAAACUUCCAAGUAUUUAGACACUCCUUUGCAUAUAGCCUGUCUAACCAAUCAAACCGACGCGGUGCGUGUUUUGUUGAAGUAUGGAGCCAACCACAAUCUGCUGAACUCCAACGGCUUAUCGCCGCUUCAUUUCGCUGUGAUUAAUCAGAACACAGAUAUGGUCCGAAUGCUCACUUGUCACAGUAAUCUCCUCGAUCCGAGACACGUCAAUUCAGCUAUGACAAUCUCAAUUCAAAAAGGAUAUCUGGAGAUUGCCGAUAUCCUUCUGAACUGUGGUGCAGAUAUAUCAUUGAUUGCUGAAUCAAUAGCUCCACAGCAAUAUCUGCUUCAUGCUGCUGCACGCUCUGGUUUUGUAAGCAUUCUACGCUACCUGCUUCAAGGGCAUACCUUGAACGUCAACGGGCCAGAUUCGACCGGAUCAACUCCACUCUUCCACGCGGUGACCAGCGCAGACAUUCAAACAGUUGAACUCCUUCUACAGCACGGUGCUGACGUUGAACACACGAACAAGUCAGGUCAGAACGUAAUUUCUACAGCAGCGAUGUUCGAUCGACUGGACAUCAUUCGCUACCUGAUCAACAACUUCCCAAACAUAACCCCGUUCAUCCUAGCUCCGUACGUAGCACAGAACCGUUGCCUUCACAUUGCUGUUCUGAAGGGAUCCCUCGAGAUGGUUCACUAUUUUAUCAAACUGCACAAAGACAACAACUUCCAUCUGAACCAUCGCAACCAGGAAGGCUUCACGGCGCUUCACAUCAGUGCCCAAACCGGAAGCGUACGGAUAUUCCAACUCCUGCUGGACAGCGGUGCCGAUCCGAGCAUCCCUCUCACCAACAAACAGUCCAUUCUGCACACGGCAGUCUCGAACAAUAAUCUCGCCAUUGCGAGGAUCUUGCUUACGCGAGCGUUGAUCGACGUGAAUGCGCUGGACGAUGACCGGCGAACGAUUCUGCACUAUUCUGUGUACUCGCGCAAUCCCAGCGCCGUACGAGAGCUGCUCAAGAUCCGGGGCCUGCACAUCAAUGGCCAAGAUCGGCUGGGCAAUAGUGCGUUGCACUUGGCCGCAGAACAUCAGUACGUUGAUAUUUACAACUUGUUGCAGAAGCGAAUCGAUAACAGUCUGAUGAAUCAGGACGGGAAACGUGCAAUCGACAUCUUGUUGAGAAAGUAGGAAAUCUGAAUCGAUGUCUUAAAAAUGCCGUUGUAUUUAAUCCAUCUUACAGAUAGAGUAGAAAUUUGGUUCUUGCAACCAAGUGUCGUCGUGUGAUUUCAUGUACAUUUGAUAACAAAACAAAAAUUAGAUGUAAUUAAGAAAUAUUAACCAGUAGUUUAAAAGAUUUUAUCCGUAACAUCUGCUACAGCAUUUGAAAGCUGAUAUGUUACACCUAACAAAAGUUAAGAUUAGUGGAAAGAAUGGUGCGAUCUGUACAGAAAAUGUUUUAAUCAUGUUUAAAACUGGAUAAAGAAGUCAUAAAUAUCCAAAACAAUCAAUGUCCAAUUACAAUCAAUCAUUUGGUGACUAAUUUGAUUACAAUUUUCGAAAAUCAGACAAAAUUAAUUCCAGUAUUUAUGAUAAUCAAACCUCGCAUACAAUUUUCGUAAACUCAACACGUUGAAAUGAAAAUUGCACUUAAAUAGUGCAUAUAACCAAGGGUGUCAAUCUCAAAAACAAGUGCUAGUGUUAAUAUAUUUAAAGAAAAAUGUAUACUUUGAAAAGAUGAAUAAAUCUUCGAAUUCCAAAUAUUUCCAGUUUCUCAAAUAUGCCCGCAGUCCUUCAACUCACUGGAAGGAGCGACAUCUGCCACUCGAUAAGGCGCAAUAGUAUAUAAGACAAACAAUAGCUAUUCAUAUGGGUGUAUUCACAGGAAAGAAUACACACACAUAUUAAUAGAACCGGAAGCAUUAUAACAAUACACAUACAAUAAUAAAACAAUUUUCAACGGGCAAAUACAAACAAUUGGAAAAUCGUGCAACACUACAAACCUAAGUUAAACAUUUCAGUUCAAAAUUACCGACAGAUGAACCAAACAUGGUCCGAAGUUUCCGCAACUCCGGAGCAUGAUAAGAAUACUGCAAAACUGAAACUACCAUAAGUUUACAAGUACAACAUUUUCGUUACUCAAAACUGCAAUAAACAAAUAUAUGUAAACUCAACAGAUUUAUAUAUAACCACAAUACAACCACAGAGAAAAAAAAACUUAUAUUGAAUGGCAGAUGCCGCACGCGUGGUUCACAACAUUAAAUGUCCAAUAGAAGCACAGUUGCGCAACUUCAAAACAGCCUAUAAGAAGUUUGGUGUCUUGAAAGGACACCACCCGACUUGCUGGAGAAAAUCGUCAAAAUGAAAUAAACAACUUAAAGUAUCUCAACCAUCAAAGUGAAAUGCUAGUCAAUCAAAGAACUAUUACAAAAAAAAAUCAUACUGAAACAUAAUUUUUACGUUCUCAAAUUCGAUUAUAGUUGAUGGCAUAAUGGCUGAUAACCCUGCAAUGCCGUCAACGUUAAACGAUAGGCCAUUACGUCUUUAGGAAUA